GUGAGUGGAGGUUAUCUGCAGACAACGGAGCACAGGAUAGUCGUGUCCAAGGCAGCCUUCAGCGGAAUUUUCCAAGUGAAACGCCUUUACAGCCGCACGCCGGGCAGCAUGGAGCGGGGCAGAGGCCUCGCCGCCGGCGCCGGGACGCUGCUCGCCCUGGUCUGCGCCUGCGCGCUGAGCGGGGCGUCGGGACGCUACAGCGCCGCCUGGACCAGCCUGGACUCGCGCCCGCUGCCGCAGUGGUACGCCGACGCCAAGUUCGGCGUGUUCGUGCACUGGGGGGUGUACUCCGUGCCCAGCUUCGGCAACGAGUGGUUCUGGUACCACUGGAAGUCGAACUCGAGCAGCUUCGUGGACUUCAUGAAGAGGAGUUACCCGCCGGGAUUCACGUACCAGGACUUCGCCAAGGAGUUCAAGGCGGAGUUCUACGAGCCGGACCAGUGGGCGGAGUUGUUCCAGAGCUCCGGGGCCAAGUAUGUGGUACUGACGAGCAAGCACCACGAAGGGUACACACUCUGGCCUUCACGGUACUCUUUCAGCUGGAAUUCUAAGGACGUUGGACCAAACAGAGAUUUAGUAGGAGAGUUGGCAUCAUCGAUUCGCAGGUUAACUGAUUUAAAGUUUGGCCUUUACCAUUCUUUGUUUGAAUGGUACAAUCCACUGUACCUUCAGGAUGAAGCUAACCAGUUUAAAACACAGAAGUUCGUGGACUACAAAACUUUACCUGAGUUGUAUGAACUGGUGGAGACGUACAGGCCCGAGGUGGUGUGGUCCGACGGGCCGAUGAACGCCAGCGACUCCUACUGGAGGUCCAGGAGCUUCCUGGCGUGGCUGUACAACGACAGCCCCGUGAAGAGCUCGGUGGUCGCCAACGACCGCUGGGGCAAGGGCGUCAAGUGCAAGCACGGCGACUUCUACACCUGCCGCGACCACUACAACCCCGGUCACCUGAUCCGGCACAAGUGGGAGAACUGCGACACCGUCGACAAGAACUCGUGGUCGUUCCGGCGCAACGCCAGGCUGGCCGACUACCACAGCGUGGAGGAGCUGCUGGCGCGCCUCGUGUCCACCGUCAGCUGCAACGGCAACUACCUGCUGAACGUGGCGCCCACCAAGGAGGGAGUCAUACCGCCCGUCUACGAGGAGCGGCUGCGGCAGCUGGGCGCGUGGCUGGCCCUCAACGGCGAGGCCAUCUACUCCACCGAGGCGUGGAGCCACCAGAAGGACGCCGCCUCCCCCGGCGUGUGGUACACCAAGAGCAAGGACGGCUCGUCGGUGUUCGCCUUGGUCCUGCAGUGGCCGAAGAACAACGUCCUGCACUUGGGCUCGCCCCGUUUGAGCGACGAGUCGAACGUCACGCUUCUGGGCAACAACAUGGCGCUCGAGUGGGCGCCUGCAUCGAGUGGCAUCAAGGUGACUUUCUGCAGCAGAGAAGACGCGAAGUCAGACUGGGCAUGGGCGCUGAAACUGACGAAUGUCACACACUGACACCAUCACUGCCACAAGACCGUCUGAGCUCAUGAACUGAUAUUUGAGCAAAUUUUCAUUCUGCGUCUUCCAUUUACACUCCAUGUUAUCUUUCCUGUGAUGAUUUCUUGGAAUUCAAAUACAUUUUACCGUGUAUUUAACCAA
Messenger RNA from Bacillus rossius redtenbacheri, 1632 nucleotides. Its product is annotated as alpha-L-fucosidase-like. The record is from RefSeq and is a predicted model, not a curated record. Gene Ontology annotation, molecular function: alpha-L-fucosidase activity. Gene Ontology annotation, cellular component: lysosome. Gene Ontology annotation, biological process: glycoside catabolic process; fucose metabolic process. The coding region runs from base 109 to 1488 and encodes 459 amino acids. The transcript is spliced from 10 exons. Lineage: Eukaryota; Metazoa; Arthropoda; Insecta; Phasmatodea; Bacillidae.